CUUUACAGUAAAUUCAAUCUUAUUUUAUAAUUCAAUGCCCAUCACUCUGUCCGGCUCGCUCUAGAGUCUAGCAUCUAGAUGCUGGUUAAAAUAGCGGCGAGAGUCGAACGGCACCCAACAAAAAUUGGCGAAUACUCGCUCUGUCAACUCUCCAACCAACGAACCCAUCCUCUCUGUUUUCCUACCCACCGUCCCGUUCCGAUCUCGAUUAGCCGACGGAGGUCACAGAGCCAAAGACGACGAUAAAUUUUGUUUUUUUUUGAAAAAAAAUAUAAAAAAUUAAUAAAUAUAUUACUAAAAAAUAACUAUCAAAAGACGAACUCUUCACAAAAGCUACCGUAUCCGUACUCAGUCACCUCGCUAAUAUCACAACAUGCUCUUUCUCCUUCUCUCUCAAUUCGCUCGCGCUCUCUCUCUAGAAUUAGGGGUAGGGACUCACUUGUAGAAUGUGAAAGUGAAACCCUAGCUACUGUUUUCUACGAGAUCUGUACUAAAUCUCUGAAUUUACUUACUGUAAGCUUUUUCUGAAUGGGGAAUUGCUGCAGAUCUCCGGCUGCCGUCGCCAGAGAAGAUGUUAAAUCCAACUUCUCUGGCCAUGAUCACGCUAAGAAAGAUGCCGGAGCUGCUAAGAAGGCGCCGAUCACUGUCCUGACUGGUGUUGCCAAAGAGAAUAUUGAAGACAAGUACCUUGUCGAUCGCGAGCUUGGCCGUGGAGAAUUUGGCGUUACUUAUCUUUGUAUUGACCGUGAUUCUAGAGAGUUACUGGCCUGUAAGAGUAUCUCCAAGCGGAAACUGAGGACUGCUGUGGAUAUUGAAGAUGUGAGACGUGAAGUGGCGAUAAUGAAGCACUUGCCUAAUAAUUCUAGCAUUGUGAGCUUGAAGGAGGCUUGCGAGGAUGACAAUGCGGUGCAUUUGGUUAUGGAGUUGUGCGAGGGGGGUGAGCUGUUUGAUAGGAUUGUGGCCAGAGGACAUUAUACGGAGAGAGCAGCUGCGGCUGUCACACGGACAAUUGUGGAGGUCGUGCAGCUGUGCCACAAGCAUGGAGUGAUUCAUAGGGACUUGAAGCCCGAGAAUUUUCUGUUUGCUAAUAAGAAGGAGAAUUCACCUUUGAAGGCCAUUGAUUUUGGAUUGUCUAUAUUCUUCAAGCCAGGUGAAAGGUUCUCAGAAAUUGUUGGAAGUCCAUAUUACAUGGCUCCAGAGGUGCUCAAGCGGAACUAUGGACCAGAAAUUGACAUAUGGAGUGCAGGGGUCAUUCUUUACAUUUUGUUGUGCGGAGUCCCCCCAUUUUGGGCUGAGUCUGAGCAAGGGGUUGCACAAGCCAUUCUUCGUGGGAUCAUAGACUUCAAACGGGAUCCAUGGCCAAACAUUUCUGAGAGCGCCAAGAGUCUAGUCAAGCAGAUGUUGGAGCCAGACCCAAAGCUUCGACUAACUGCAAAGCAAGUGCUAGAGCAUCCGUGGCUCCAAAAUGCUAAAAAGGCACCAAAUGUUCCUCUUGGUGAUGUUGUCAAGUCAAGACUCAAGCAAUUUUCAAUGAUGAACAGAUUCAAAAGAAAAGCCCUCAGGGUUAUUGCUGAUUUUUUGUCCAUUGAGGAAGUUGAAGACAUCAAAGAGAUGUUCAGGAAGAUGGACACUGAUAAUGAUGGUAUUGUUUCAAUUGAAGAAUUGAAAGCUGGAUAUCAAAAUUUUAACUCCCAGCUUGCAGAGUCUGAAGUUCAAAUGCUUGUUGAAUCUGUAGAUACAAAUGGGAAAGGUACAUUAGAUUAUGGGGAAUUUAUUGCUGUUUCUCUCCACCUACGAAGAAUGGCCAAUGAUGAGCAUCUUCACAAGGCAUUUUCCUACUUUGACAAGGACGGCAAUGGUUAUAUUGAACCAGAUGAGCUCCGAGAUACCUUGAUGGAAGAUGGUGCAGAUGAUUGUACAAAUGUUGCGGAUGACAUCUUCCAAGAGGUGGAUACAGAUAAGGAUGGGAAAAUAAGCUAUGAUGAAUUUGUUGCAAUGAUGAAAACUGGAACUGAUUGGAGGAAGGCUUCCCGUCAUUACUCCAGGGGGAGAUUUAACAGUCUAAGCAUGAAGUUAAUGAAGGAUGGUUCACUAAACUUGGGGAAUGAGUGAGACAGAAACACAAGGUAUUACUUUUUAAUUAUUUGAUGAAAAGAAAGUUUAGGGUUAUCACUGUCCAUGUUAGGCGUGCUUUCUUUUGUGAUUAUUUUAUGGGGGGGCAAUCUUUGAUUAUGUGGGGCUAUGUUGCUUGGGAAAUUAGGCAAAUUACGGAGGCUGAUCACAUCUCUCUCUCUCUCUGUGCAAAUGUUGAUCAUGUAAAAAUAGUGCUUUUGUAGCCUUGGUCCAGGAUGUAUGAUUCUGUCCAUUAUAUCAUUUCAACCUUUUGAUAA
Messenger RNA from Manihot esculenta (cassava), 2390 nucleotides. Its product is annotated as calcium-dependent protein kinase 13. Bases 529 to 2112 code for a protein of 527 amino acids. Gene Ontology annotation, molecular function: calcium-dependent protein serine/threonine kinase activity; calmodulin binding; calcium/calmodulin-dependent protein kinase activity. Gene Ontology annotation, cellular component: nucleus; cytoplasm. The transcript is spliced from 7 exons. The record is from RefSeq and is a predicted model, not a curated record. Gene Ontology annotation, biological process: intracellular signal transduction; peptidyl-serine phosphorylation; protein autophosphorylation. Lineage: Eukaryota; Viridiplantae; Streptophyta; Magnoliopsida; Malpighiales; Euphorbiaceae.